AUGUCAGUCAGCGAUUGGGAGAAUGUUAAAGAAAAUAUACUUCCUUUGAAAACAGGAAGAGAUCCAACUAAACUAGCUCAGCAGUUUACAACUCCAACCAAACAAGUAGAGGAAAAGUUAGUAAAAGAGAAAGCUGAAUUUGAAAAAGCUAUUCAAGAAUAUAAAGGAGAGGAUCCAUUGGACUUGUGGACAAAAUAUGUUAAAUGGAUUCAACAAUCUUACCCAGGAGGUAAUAUGAAGUCAGAGUUGUUGGUGUUGUUGCAACGUUGUAAUAAUCUGUUUGUCAAGAGCGACCAGUACAAGAACGAUAUGCGGUAUCUGCGAUUGUGGCUGAUCUAUGCCGACAUGUGUCGUGAACCGAUCGAGAUAUUCAACUACCUCGAAGUACACGGUAUUGGCAGCCAGUUGUCAUUGCUCUACGAAGCCAAAGCCAUCAUCUAUGAAAACAAGACAAACUAUCCGUUGGCCGACCAAUCCUACCAACUCGGAAUCCAACGUCGUGCUCAACCACUCGAUCGUCUUCAAAAGAAACAUACAGAGUUUGAAAAGAGACUUGUUCAUCAUAUGAAGAAUAAAGAUCUCUUGACUGCUUCAUCAUCGACGUCUAAUCAACCAGCCAGCAAUGUACCACCAUCCACACCGAACAAUAAUGAGAAUACACCAACGAUUCAAAGAGCUGCAUUGGGUACUAUUUCAUCGACCGUUGUUACAAGUGAAAGAAAGUCUUCUCAAAUCAGAGGUGCUCCUAUUGGUAAUGGUGUGUCGUCAACACCAUCAUCAUCAUCAGCUGCUGCUGCAAGUGGUGACUUGGUUAAAAAGAGAAAGACCGUUGAAUCAUCUGCCAGCAAGAAGUCGUCGUCCUCUACAGUAUUUGGUAGUGGUGCAAGUAAUGGAUUCCAAGUAUACGAUGAUUCAAAAGGUGGUAGUGAUGAUAGUUCUCCAAUUGAAACAAAUCAAAAGUUUGUUGGUAAAAAGUCAAGUUCCACCUCAACUUCCAGUUCAUCAUCAUCAAACACAAUGUAUUCAAGUGGAAUUAAAUGGGAAGAGUUGGAACCAGAGAUUGGUAAACACAAGGAGAAUACAAUGGCACCGGCCAAGUGGAAUGAAUCAAAGGUGGUUCAAAAAAAGAUAAAGACUGCGCCAGCCGGUCCUGCCUUUGAAAUAUUUUGUGAUGAUACUACCUCUUCUGAACAACAACAACCAAUAGCAGCAGCACAAGGUCUUUUAAAGAAUAUUGUGCCCAUUCAAACUCAAGUGGAACAAAUUCAAGAUAAUCCAUUGGCCAAUUUCCCAAAACCAGAUAUUGCUUCUGCUUCAUCCUCAUCCUCAUCCUCCUCUUCUACUUCUACUUCAAGUAAAACAACAAAGAAAUCAUCUUCAUCAUCCUCCUCCUCCUCUUCUACUAAUGCAGCAGCAACAGCAGCAGCUACAACAGUAUCCAAUGAAAAGAUUGGAUAUAAUAAAUCAUUAUUUAUGCAAGGUGAAAAUGAAUUAUCAUUUGAAGAGAUUAGAGCCAAACAUUACAAGGCGAAACAAGAACAAAGAAAACAACAACUACAACAAAAACAACAAAGAGAAGAAUCAAUGAUGAUGAUGGCUGAACAAAACAACAACAACAACAACAACACAUCGUCUGUUACGAUGGAGUCAUCAAUGAUUGUAUCAGAGACAUCACAACGUUGUCCAUCACCAACCAUGACAAUCAAUACAAAGGAGGCUUUAAAGGAUGUCAUGUCUUGGUUCCAUACACCAAUGCAAUUUGAAAAAAAGGGAAAAGCAUCAAAGAUAUCUUCUUCAACUCCCUCUAGACUACGUUCACUCUCUCCAACACCAUUUAGUGAAAUUGAAAAUGAAGAUUUGGAUCAUCUUGAAAAUCAAGAAAAUAUUGAUCCCGUCAACCUAAAUAUCAACCAAGACUUGAAGAAAAUAACAAAUGGUGAUAUUGUUAAAAAGACAUUAUUGGGUAAUGAUACUACAACUUUGGAUAUUCAAAAACAUAUUAGACAACAACAAAAUCAACAAGAUGAUAGUUUGGAUGAUGAAGAAUAUGAAAGAGGUGAUACUGUUCAUACAAGAGAUAGAAUUGAUUUAUUGGUUAAAAAGGAAAUCAACAAACCAUCUGGUGGAUUUAGUAUUUUCCAAGAUAAUAAUCAAUCAACUACCUCUGCACCAGUAAAACAAUCAUUUUCAAUCUUUCAAGAUAACCAAGAGACCAACAACAAACCAUCUGCUUCAUCUGGAGGUUUUUCAAUUUUCCAAGAUGAACCAACACCAACACCAGCAGUGGUCAAAUCAAAUACAUUUGCCAUUUACGAAGAUCCAAAGGUGAUUUCUCAACCAGAGAUUACAUCCCCGCCAUCACCAUUGGCAUUGGCUCAAAAUAUUAAAUUAAGUGGAGAAGGUAUAAUACCAGCAACAAGUGGUGGUUUUGCUAUUUAUCAAGACCCUGAACCCUCAACCACAACAAGCUCAUCAAUCACUACAUCUUCACCAACUCCUUCUUCUUCUUCCUCUUCAUCUUCAUCUACUUCUCCUUGUUCUUCAAAUUUAACAAGUCAAUUAAAUACAACUAUGGAUAAAACUCAAAUCAUUGAAAUUUGUUUAACACCAAGUAAUGGAAUUGUUGAACCAUACAAUGAUGUUCAUAGAUGUAUGGUUGAUUCACAUGUCAUUCAAUAUCUUGCGUUGGUCGAUAGUUUUAUGGAUUGUUCCAAUCAACCAAUGCCAACUUUUGAAGCAUUAGAGUCGGCCAAUGGCGGUAUGAUCAAUCUCAACGAUGACUUGUCCUUGUCGAUUAGCAAGUGUCUUUCGAGUGAUGGUUCGUCGACCACCGGCUCAAAGGUGUAUCGUGCCGAAGCAUCUGGGGAUGUGGUGAUUUUACAACUUGCCAAACCAUCCAAUCACUGGCCAUUCUACAUUCGUCAGCAGAUUAGCGAGCGUAUCGUAGAGAGUGCCACCACAGCUCUCAUGUCCAUGUCGGGUGGUGACGCCAACGUUGACGAGCAACAACAGGCCAUUGCAGAGGCCAAGGUUGAGAGUAGCUUGUCGCGCUUUACCUCGUUUUACUCGGCCCAUUUGUACAAUAACGCAUCAAUCACCUUGACCGAGCUGAUGGAGCACGGAUCGUUGUCAUCGAUCAUCCAACGUUUGUCGAGCGACAAGAAAACACUCGAGGAGCCACUCAAGAUGUACUAUGCACUCGACAUUUUGUCGACUUUGGAAAUGUUGCACGGUUGCCAGAUUAUCCACGGUGGUUUGUCUGCCGAUCACCUCUAUCCCGCCUUUUCGGCGUCGGGGAGUGACUGGACCGCCCAAAAUGGGUGUCCAGCCGGCUGGCUCAAACUUUCGUCUUUCAAAAACUGUAUUGACGCCAAGCUCUACAACAAGGACGAGGAGCAACAAGUCACCUUUUCGUGUCCCACCCGCGAUAUGCUCCCAUCGACCUUGUGCACACCACUCGCCGACAUUUUGAUGGACCGAAAGACAUGGGCCUACGACCUCGACUAUUUGGGUGCCCUCCAAACCAUCUACCAAAUCGUCAAUGACAGUGUCGACUUGUCAGGUCUCUCUGUCACCAAGACUGCUGACGAUGGAAAACUCAAAUUGGAUACCUCCAAAUUAAAACCAACCCUUCAAUUGACUGUUUGGAACCAAGUAUUCGAUGCACUCCUCAACUGUGGUGGUAGUGGUAAAUGUCCAUUCCAAUCUAUCAAAUCAAUCAUUGAAAAAUACCUCGAAGCAAAUCCAACCAAAACAAAAUCAAUCUAUCGUCAAAUUAGAAAAUUGAAAAUAGAUUAUCAACCUUCAACUUUAUCAAAUAUUUAA
Cavenderia fasciculata is the source of this 3825-nucleotide messenger RNA. It is a transcript of the gene bub1, whose product is annotated as putative protein serine/threonine kinase. Gene Ontology annotation, biological process: mitotic spindle assembly checkpoint signaling; meiotic sister chromatid cohesion, centromeric; protein phosphorylation. Gene Ontology annotation, molecular function: protein kinase activity; ATP binding. The record is from RefSeq and is a predicted model, not a curated record. NCBI's taxonomy places the organism in Eukaryota, Evosea, Eumycetozoa, Acytosteliales, Cavenderiaceae. The transcript is spliced from 2 exons. The coding region runs from base 1 to 3825 and encodes 1274 amino acids.